This is a messenger RNA of Pseudozyma hubeiensis SY62, 1299 nucleotides long. RefSeq lists its product as hypothetical. Gene Ontology annotation, cellular component: cytoplasm. The coding region runs from base 1 to 1299 and encodes 432 amino acids. The transcript has a single exon. The record is from RefSeq and is a predicted model, not a curated record. Lineage: Eukaryota; Fungi; Basidiomycota; Ustilaginomycetes; Ustilaginales; Ustilaginaceae.
AUGGUACCGAAACCUUCCGGCUCGCUCUUGUCCGGCGCGCGCAAGUCGGGUAUCUCCCUCGCCCUCAACGGCGGCUCAGGACAACCGGGAGGCGUCUCGCUUCACGACCGCUUGUCGGCGAGAUCAAGAGUCACAAACCUCGGCGUCGUCCUGCUUCUUGGCUUUGCCGGCUUUUCCGCCCUGUUGAACCUCCGAUAUAUGCUCUUCAACCGCAGUCAUCCUGCGAUACCGCAAAGCUACAUCGAGUUCAACGGUCGCACCCCCGAACUGCUCAGCAACAGCGUACCACCUCCUCGCACAGGCACCGACCAUCUCAACCAUCUUGUCAUCGUCACAGGUCAUGCCAUCUGGGCAGGCUGCGACGUCAAGGCCAAGGACGACGACGAGAAUUGGGUGCUCGAGGACUACCAGAAGGGUGGAAGCGUCAAGACUUUCUACAAGCACAUUGAAAAGGGAAUGCAGCUCACCGUUGAAGAUCCCAAUGCACUUCUCAUCUUUUCCGGUGGUCAGACUCGUCCCAACUCGCUCCAGACCGAGGGUGAAUCGUACUACUCGCUCGCCAUGGCGGCUAACCUCGAAGUGCCCAUGAUUGCAGGUAGCCUGGUCAACAUCACUUCGCCUGGCUCUUCAUCCUCUUCGUCAUCGGCGUCCUCAUCCAUCGGUUCGCUCGCACAUGCCAAUGCGGCGGUUGCGACUCGACAAGGCCUUCAAGAUGCUCGCAUGACCACGGAAAACUACGCACUCGACAGCUUUGAGAAUCUGCUCUUCUCCAUCGCCCGCUUCCGCGAGUACACGGGUCACUAUCCGGCACGCAUCACCGUCGUCGGCUAUGGCUUCAAAAAGGCGCGAUUCGAAGAUCUGCACGCCAAAGCGGUGCGAUGGAACACCAAAGGGUUCCUGCACAACGGCGAGCGAACCUUCCAGUACGUCGGGAUCGACGACGAGGGUCUCUCGGACAGCGAAGCGACGGCUCAGAACAGGGGCGAGAAGCUCAAAGCGUUCAACCUGUACGACAAGGACAUGUACGGCUGUCACGGCAGAUUGAGGGAGAAGAGGAUCGAGAGGAAUCCCACGAGGAGAUUCCAUCCGUACAUGAGCUCUGCACCGGAGAUCGCGGAUCUGCUCGAUUGGUGUCCCGCACCAAACUCGGGAUUGCAAGGCUUGUAUCCGGAGAACCUGCCUUGGGAUGCAAGAGUUAUCGGCACUGGAUGGGGGAGAGGUGCUCUGGCGGUCAAGGCGAAUAGCAAGGGCAACAUCAUUCCGGACACGAGAUGGUUGCAGAUCGGACGAGAGCACUGA